UUAUGGGCAACAUCACCAUAAAAUUCAUUUCAUCGGCACAUGUCAAAAUCACAACAUGUCGUUAUCACAGUCCUGCUUUAGAACUCUCUCAAAAUUCCCAUUAAAAGGAUCACCUUCGUCACUCAUUGCGCUAAGCUUUCGAUCCAUUCAAAAUUACUUAGAUCAGGGGGGAAAACGGAACUACGCGAACGAUACCUGCCAGCCCCCGGUAGCGAAAUGCAAAGUAGCUAUUGUUACUGGAGGUGCCGGCGGUAUUGGUUUGGCAAUCGUCAAACAUCUUGUCAAAAAUGGGGCCCAGGCGGUCGUCAUGGCGGACGUUAAUGAAGAAAUGGCCACGUGCAAUAUGGAGGCCAUCAACAAAGAAGCUGGUUGCGAAAAGGUUCUCUUUCAGAAAUGCGACGCAUCCAAGAGAAGCGACUUAGAACAGGUAUUCGAAUGCACUAAGGACAAAUUCCAUAAAAUUGACAUAGUUGUCAAUAAUGCCGGAAUUCUGGCAGACUCCAUUUGGGACAAGACGAUUUGUAUUAACGCCUAUGGUCUUGUAAUGGGAACUCUCUUAGGCUUCGAGUACAUGGGCAUGCACAACUGCAGCGGCAAUGGGGGCACAGUUAUCAACGUCGCUUCCAUCCUAGGUUUCUCCCCAUGCCACGGCAGUCCUGUUUACACGGCGACCAAACAUUUCGUAGUAGGUUUCACUAGGUCAAUUGGGGACAAAUGGUUCUACAAUAAAACGGGUGUCAAGAUCAUGGCCUUGUGUCCAGGAGUCACUGAAUCCGACAUGACCGAAGAAAAGAACAUGAUCGAAAGAGGUGGUUAUACGGACAUCGGAGAAGCCGGAAAAGAACUGGCGAACGCGCUGAACGCCCUGCCGAAGCAACCAGCCGACGAGUGUGGCAAACACGUGAUCCAUAUGCUACAACACGGAUGUUCAGCUGAUCUUUGGAUAUCCGAGAACUUCGAAUGCUACAGGGUUAUCUAUCCGGAGUUCCGCAAUUGGAAAGACUCCAAAAACGCCUUGAGCACCAAGUCAGACGGCUGCGCGAAACCUCCAGCAGCAAAAUGUGGACCACCCAAGAAGGCGGCUGACAAGUGUGGAGAUGCGGCCAAGAAACCUGACUGCGGCCCCAAGAAGGAGGCCAAGUGCAAAAAACCAAAGAAGUCCAAGAAGAAGAAGUGUUAAUUAUAUAUUAACUAUAUGAUUUAGGCCAAUAAAUAUACAUGUGUCGACA
Molecule: messenger RNA, 1229 nt
Organism: Aethina tumida (small hive beetle)
Lineage: Eukaryota; Metazoa; Arthropoda; Insecta; Coleoptera; Nitidulidae
Product: 15-hydroxyprostaglandin dehydrogenase [NAD(+)]
Exons: 7
Coding region: 56-1180 (374 amino acids)
Cellular component (GO): cytoplasm
Molecular function (GO): oxidoreductase activity, acting on the CH-OH group of donors, NAD or NADP as acceptor
Source: RefSeq, a predicted model, not a curated record